Molecule: messenger RNA, 4797 nt
Organism: Mercenaria mercenaria
Lineage: Eukaryota; Metazoa; Mollusca; Bivalvia; Venerida; Veneridae
Product: interferon-induced very large GTPase 1-like
Exons: 3
Coding region: 1-4797 (1598 amino acids)
Molecular function (GO): GTP binding
Source: RefSeq, a predicted model, not a curated record
AUGGGAAUCAAAAAACCAUUACCACCAGAAAUAAUAAUGACGGAAGAAGAGAUUAGAAAACUAUCAAAAGAAGAGAUUAAUGAAUUAAAAGAAAACUAUGUGCCAACACCAAUGAAAGACGGAUCUAUUACAUCAUUAUCUAAAGAAAAAAUGAAAGAAUUAGAACAUAAGGAUUGGGAUAUGGAUGACGAUGAGUAUGAAGAAGCUGAAGAAUUUCCUGAAGAAUCUGGGGCAAUACCGGAAGAAGUUACAAAUAAUUUUGACAAUACCGAUAGUGCUGAGAGUAGGGAUGACCAAGCUGGAUAUAAUAAAGGCUUUGAUUUCAGAAAGAGAUUAAUCAAGGAUGGUAAUGAGGUAUCUUCGUCUGAAACUGUUAUGUCAGUUUGGCCACUUCAUUCUAUAGUUAUUGAAAAUAAAAUCAAAAGCGCUUCAGGUAACCACACUUUAGAAGCAGAAGUGUUAGAAAUGCCAACAAAAAUAGUUUUAUUUGCACGGUUUGGUCGGCCAAAGUUUUCCAAAUCUAAACUUUUAAAUGGACUUCUUUGUGAUUACAAUAUGGAUACAUUUUUUCAUAAAGACUGUCAAUCAGGAAUGACAGAAAGAUGUCUUACAAAUGGCUAUGUAGAAAUGUUUUGGUUUCCAUCGGUGGAAGGUGCUAGCGGUCGAUUUACUGAACCGAUGACAUUUUUGAAUAUGAGGGGAGACAUCCGAAGCGGAUAUGGCGAAAACGAAUCAUCGUUUCUAUCUGAAAUAUCGGAUAUAACGACUAUUGUAACUGAUAUAAUGUCAGUUGUAAGAAAAACGGAAGAAUUACGGAAGACAUUAACACAAUUCAAAUGUGUUUUGUUAAUUAUAGCUAGCCCUUUGAAUCUGAAGGAUACUAAAACACGAGACAUGUUAUUGGAAAUAGAAAAAUCUAUAGCUAGACAUGGUAAAAUAAAAAUCACUAUCCUGUGUACACAUGUUGGAGACAGAGAAAAGAAUCCUAUAGAUAUGGUUACGGAGGUUUCGAAAGAGAUUAUUGAAUCAUUAAGAACUGAAAGCAAAACAUCGCGUUCUCUUCAGCAACGAUUUACAAGUAAAGUAAUGACCGAUGAAAAAUUAACCUGCACGGAAGCCAAAGCUUUGGCAGUUUCUCUCGUUAAAACAACGACGAAAAUGUCCAGGCAAGAGCAAAUGACUAGUAUCAUUACUCCCAUACAGUAUCGUCUUUCAACAGAAUUAGGUAAACACCUGAGAGAAAAGUCUUUACGCAAAGGUGUUGACAUGACAAAUAAAAGCAAAAAUGACAUAAGGUCUAUUCGGUUACAACAGACAUCUAACAUAACAAACCCUGUACUAUUAUUUAUUAAACACCUUGUGAAAUGUGCACAAACACCAUAUUCUCUGUAUUACUUUUUGGGCUGGCUUAAACUGUUCCUAGAUCAUAAUAAGAGAACAAUUUUGCCUAGACUGAUGUUAGAAAAUAAAGCGUUGUGGGAAAAAUACAGAAAAAUGAAAAAGGAGGGCAAACCAACCACUUUAGAAAUAGAUAACCAAGAAACAUUGAUAAAAAAAUCAGAGUGCAAGAUCGAAGAGGCCUCUUUUGGACUGAUACACUUUUUUAGAGAAGUAAGCCAUAUAUAUGACUCCUUCCUUGUCUUACAAUUAGACCCUACGAGAUCCAAUUUGCCGAAUGCAGAAGAAGUGGCAGAUGUGUUUGCAAAACUUAUAAUAGACGGACAUACUUUAGAACUGUUAGAUGGAAACAGUUUUUUCAUGCCUAGCGAGUGGAUAAAAUUGACACUAGGCAAAGUUCACAAUCUUAUAGGAAAGUCUAAAGUUUUAGCUCUUUCCGUACUUGGUCUUCAAAGUUCUGGGAAGUCCACGUUACUGAACACAAUGUUCGGUGUACAAUUUCCGUCUAGUUCAGGGCGUUGUACAAGAGGAAUACAUGCUCAACUUUUACCGAUAAAACUGGACCACGGUUCGCGUAAUGUAAAUCCUUUUCAACGUAUUUUGGUGAUAGACACUGAAGGGCUACGCGCUCCUGAAUUGAAUGAAAAGAAUUACAAACAUGACAAUGAACUUGCCACUAUUAUCACUGGGUUAGGAGACAUAACUUUAUUGAAUAUCAUGGGGGAGAAUACAAUCGAAAUACGUGAUAUACUGCAAAUAAUUGUACAUGCGUUUCUUAGAUUGAAAUUAGCGAACAAUAAACUGGACAUAAAAAAAGCCUGUGAACUAGUUCAUCACAAUGUGACUGACAUUUCAGCUUCAGAGAGAAUGAAAACAGGCCUAGAGUUAACAGUUAGAAGUCUUGAUUGUGCGACAAGAGAAUCAGCAGAAUCUGAAGGAAUCGCCGAUAUAACAACGUUUGACCAAGUCAUUGAAUUUAAUACAGAUAAAAACGUUUGGUAUCUACCAAAUCUUUGGAAUGGCAACCCACCUAUGGCACAGAUAAAUCGUAAGUACAGUGAAAGAGUUGUUGCUAUAAACCACCAGCUUGUAUCCCGUGCAUUCAAUGAUAAGACUAAAUCAUUUAAAACUCUUGAAGAUAUUGCUUUGCAAACAGAUGAUUUAUGGAACGGUGUAUUGGCAGAAAACUUUAUAUUUUCGUUCAAAAAUAGUUUGGAGAAAAAAGCAUUUGUUGCACUUGAAGAACAGUCGAAAGAGAAACUUUGGUCAUUGGAGAGCUGCGUUGACGACGAACUUUUGAAGCUCACACAAAAUUAUUUCUCUCAGUGUGAAACACAAACAAACUUGCAGCAGGCUAAACAGACUGUCAUGUCGGAACUACGGAAGAUAAUUGCUGAUAAAAAUACAAAGAUAACGAGCGAAUUAGAAGUAUUUUUUGAUACAAAUGAUUACAAGGAUACAACUAUUCAAUGGAAGGAACAAACAAUGAACCUCGUCCGGACUGUCUGUUUAGAACUUUUAGGGAAAAAACGCCCAGAGAUUGACAGAACAUUCAACAAAAGAGCUUUUGAAAUAAUGUCAAUUUCAAGCGAUAAAAAGCACGAAGAAAAAUUAAGAAAACGAUCAACUGAUUUAGCAAAUCAAAUCAGGGGUCGACAAAUGAGUGAAAGUGAAAUAGAUGCCAAAUUUAACGAAAUAUGGGAAUCAUUUGUCCAGGAGUCUUUUGAUUCAUGUAACUUCCAGUCUCCAGAUUGGUCAUUAAAAGAUCAGUUUAUUAACUGUUUGUCUGACAUAUUUAGUCAUAAUCAGUCGGUAUUAUUUCAGAUACUCCAUCAACAUGCUCUUCUGAAGAGGAGACUUCCAAUAGCAAAACUAUCUAAGUCGUUUCACUUGACUAAAAUAGAAAAAGGUGACAUUAGUAUAAAGUCCCAAGCAAACAAGUUAGUAUCAAAAUUCAUCAAGUUUUUAGAUUCUUCGUUUCAAGUUGCAAAGGACCGCCUUGAAGUUUUCUUUGUGACAAUUGAUACAGAAAUCGAACGCCAAUGCAAGAAUGAUAGAGAACUAAUGGAAAUUGAAGUACGAAGAUUUUUAAAAUAUGUACAUGACACAUUAAUCAAAUGCAUGACUGACCCUGCUAACAACUUCACUGUGACAACAAUGUUUAUUGUUAAAUCUAUGGUCCAUGUAUGUAAUGUUGGAUGCUGUCAGUUCGAGGAACAUAACAAGGACUAUCAAAGGUGUAAUGGCUUAGAAGUACGCAUUGCACGAUACAGAAUUCAGUGUAAGGACAGAUUUAACGCACAUUUAAAUGAGCGUAAUGCAGAGUAUACCGCUGCAGUUUUGUUUCGUCAUGCUGUUGAGAAUUUUAUCCGAGAAACAGUCAAAGAUAGUAUAUCCAUUAAGGUGAAACAUGCAUUAAAAGGUCAGUUACCACAAAUGAAAUUCCACCUUAUUAUAGAAAUGCUUGAAGAUAUGGUUGAGAAAAACAAGUUUAAGUCAUUUGUUGACUACAUAACAAGUCCAAAGUCAUAUGCCGACAUAUGGUUGACGUCGAAGUCUAACAAAUUUCUUUUUGGUUCGCAUGACAGUAACUACUUCAAAUUGGCAUUUACUGAGAUACAGCUGUGUCUUACGGAUAUACGUACUGCAAUUGAUACAACUACAUAUUUCUUCAAAGACUCUUCCCCUUCUGUUGAAUUAUGGAUGUGUUAUUUUUUGUCUGCAGGAGGAACUUACAAGUUCCCGGCGGAAUGUUUUCGUGAAGUAAAAAGAGAGCUAGUACAUUCAAAGCAAAUACACGUAGACAAUUUCCAAACCAUGCUGCAGAAGGAAUUACAAACUGUUGAAAACGAACUACUAAGAGAAUUUAGAGAAACAAACACUGAAAAUGUUAAAUGGAGACGUUUCAAUCCUUUCGAAGAAGUAAUUACUGACAUAUGGGGAUGCGCUGAACAAUGCGUGUUUUGCAGUGAGCCUUGUGCGAAUGGAAGCCCUCAUUCAAUUUCUCCCCAUAAUUGUUUGCAACAUAGACCUGCAGGAUGUUGCGGCGUCCGAGAAGAAAAUACACAAAAGAUAUGGUUGAAUACUUGUAAUUACGAUGUAAACACAGACGUGAAUCCAAAAUGUUCAUAUUACAAAUACAUGUGCAAUCCGUCAGAGACGGUAGCUUGUACCUUAGGCCGACACUUAAUGAGAAACUACAAGAAGAUAAUCCCGCGUUGGGAAAUAAAGCCAACAAAUGACAUGGAAGAACGAUCAAAAUUUUGGUUAUGGUUCCUGGCCACGUACAAAAAGAGUUUAGCUGAUUAUUACAAUAUUGAUGUUUCAAAUGUACCAAGCAGUUGGAGCCACAUCAAAAGAGAUGAAGCACUUGAUAGUUUGAGAAAACUAUACUGCUAA